This is a messenger RNA of Dendronephthya gigantea, 1524 nucleotides long. RefSeq names its product E3 ubiquitin-protein ligase NRDP1-like. Lineage: Eukaryota; Metazoa; Cnidaria; Anthozoa; Malacalcyonacea; Nephtheidae. The coding region runs from base 78 to 974 and encodes 298 amino acids. The transcript has a single exon. The record is from RefSeq and is a predicted model, not a curated record.
UUAGUUCAAAUUGCCGGCUACCUUAAAUAGACGUACGAAGUCCUAUCGAUUCUACAGUGUAUCGCGCUAGUUCAAGGAUGGGUUACGCUAUUCAACGUUUUGUAAGCAAUAUAGACCCGAAUUUAAUUUGUGGUAUUUGUGCGAACGUUUUGAAAGACGCAGUCAUAACACCGUGUGGCCAUAGUUUUUGUCAACAAUGUUUAGAGACGUGGCUUGAUCGAUCAGAGACCGAUACUUGUCCAACUUGUCGAACGACAACUUUAGUUUUUGACCUCAUCCCUGUCUUAGCCGUGCGAGGAAUCGUUGGGAACCUUCAUACGAGCUGCGAAAAUGCGGAAAACGGUUGCAAAAUGGUUAUGAAAUUAGACAGCAUCGCCGGUCAUGUUCGUCACUGCGAAUACGCUUCAGUGAAAUGUUACGGUUGUGGAGAGCAAGUGAAGAAAUUCGAAGUUCCUGAACAUCAUGCAAACUGUAAAAGCGUCAAAAGUUUAACUAAAGGUGACAGAAAACCGAAGAAUUCUGUGGUGGAGGAACUAUCCAAGACCGUUGCCUCGUUAGAAGCGGAUUUGAAACGAACCAAAAAAGCGUUGAAGAUUUCUCAAGAUGAAGUUCGGAAAGUCGAACGGGAAUUGCGGGAAAUUAGGAACGAUUUUAACACAAGAGAAGGUGAACAGAAUGCAUUUGAUCAAGACUGGGAUCCGGAUUAUAAUUACGGUUAUUCUCCACAAAGCAUCUCGCUAUUAGCUCGACUGAUAUCAAGAUAUUUGCUGGAAAAACCGUUUUACAUCGACAGGAACCGCAUCUUCACCGCCGCUAAACGCUGCUAUGAUUUCUAUUACAACUACCCUGGCUACACUCAAGACGUACACAUGCUCGUUGCAACUUGUUUUGCUUCGAAUUGGUUCAGCGAACAGCAGAGAAAACAUUUUAAUCGUUGGCUAGGAGUUGUCGUGACACCUCAGUGUUCAAGAUAAGCUGUAGUGAAUGAUAAAUGAACAUUACGAUAACACGCAAUUAAUAUCACUUCAAGUGGACUGAAAUCACGGGGUGCUUUUGUCUUCACACGGCUUGGAAAAUAUUAAUUACUUGCUAAUAACUAUUGUUAUGAAAAUUUCUUCUGAAGCUGACGUAUAGAAUACGAUAGUGACAAGAAUACAAGAUAUAAACAAAUUCAAUCGAACAGUAAAUUAAAGAAUCGUAAUGUAUUAUAGGAUUCAAGUUUAGACUGAAUUGUAGCUACAUUCUACAAUAUUUUCUUACAUAGUACUGACGUUGAAAGGACAUUGUUUAUUAUUUUUCUCACUAUAUUGUAAAGUAAUCAAUGUGUAUCGCUUCGUAUCCGUAAAUGGAAUGAAAUGCCCUGCGUCCAGACUGCUGUCUGUAAUGCAUAUUGCAGAGUGCAGACGAUCAUAAAUUAAAACCGGUAAAAAGUAAUUUCAAUCUGACAGUCUAACUUUUUACAGCUGAACUGGCCAGCUGAAAAUCGCCUAGACAGAAUCAAGGACCUGAUUCAAACUGGAUCGA